GCGGGCAGAGAAACAGGAAACAGGAACUACACAAAUACGGUCCAUUAUUUAGAUACAGAGUCUUUCUAUACGCCACUGAAUCCUGAAACAAGUCCGAGUCGUCCUACGUACGACUAUGUGGACCCGAGUGGAUCAAACCAUAUUCUAACAGAGAACGAGCGGUUUCCGUCCACAAAGAAAACGCCAGAUCCUAUAAUGCGGUCACUUAUACAGGAAAGGUGUCGUCUGCGGACUGCGGUUGUCGUUUGCUGCCUAGUGACACUUACCAUCGCUGUCGGAUUUAUCUUGUAUUAUGUAACAAGCCACACAUGUACAUGCACAAAUCGAUCGUCUACACAACUUUUACUGGAAUGUCCCCCAAACUUUAUCAGCUCCAAUAAUUCCUGCUACUUUGUCAAUUCGGCAACUAACCAAAAUUGGACAGAAUCUCAAACAUUUUGCCAGAAGCUAGGGGCUAACUUGGUGGCCAUUGAGUCCCGUAUGGAGAACGAAUUCAUCAUCAAUAUCUUAAGACUAAACAACUUCGCCGCCAUCACAUCUCCCCCUGCCUGGUGGAUCGGCGCCACUGACACCCAGACAGAAGGACACUUCGUAUGGGCUGUGUUGAAUACCACUGUGGACACGUGGUUUGGCCCGGAUCCAGACAACGCCAUCAGAGGGCAGGACUGUGGUACAAUACGAGCCGACUGGAACUAUACCUGGGACGACAUCACGUGUCUCGCCCGACGAGGGUGUAUUUGUGAACUGCGAAUUAAUGAGUCGACUGAUUAACUGGCAGUUACGUCACGUUCUUUACGUCACGUUAUUGUGGACUUUGAAGUUAUGAGUGCAAUUUUUCGUUUCUGCGGCAUUGUUUUGUUCCGUGCUCACGUCCCUGGUAUGCCGUUCUUGUUCAUCUGAUUACUUAGUACAAUACCACGUUAAUCCUUGUAGGAAAAGGUAUAAAAGUGAUGUAGUCGUGAACUUUGCCAAGUUAACCAUUUUAUAUACGCCGGAUUGAUCUCUAUGAAAUAUAGAAAUUCUUAGUCUAAAACACCAUUCUGGUUUAACGCACAGUUUUUAAUUGUACGCACAUGCCUGUAUUGAGUCAACUUUUUUUUUUCUUUUCGACUUUUUCGUCUUAAUUAGCUUUCUUUCCAAUUUCACAUUGAUGUAAUACAAUAACAGAUACAUUCCGCAUAUCUCCUACACACCUGUAGUGUCAGAAUCAACUAUUUAAUUAAGGAAACCAAAUGGAAAACUAAGUAUAUAGGUUAAUUGAUAAUUUGUCAGUUAAGGCAAUUUUUAUGAAUGUCAAGCUAAGAUGAGACAAAGAGUAUACAGAAAAUAAAAAAAUCUAAUAAUGUGUUUUUCUUAUUGUCCAUCACUAGAAGCACAAGUCUGUUAUUUUGUCGUAACGGAGUGCCAAAUGCGGUUUUAAUCACAAAAUAUUUUUCUUCAAUUUAUUUUCACAAUUGUGGCAUUUUAAUUCUCUCUGGAUCUGCCAAUGUUCCAGAACGUCAAUGCCGUGCUGGAUUCAAGUGUUGGGCGAAGUUUACGACCAGAAAUUAACUAGGUGGUGUCGUCAGUUCUAUGCAUAUCUCUCAUGCAGAAG
Lingula anatina is the source of this 1594-nucleotide messenger RNA. RefSeq lists its product as uncharacterized. NCBI's taxonomy places the organism in Eukaryota, Metazoa, Brachiopoda, Lingulata, Lingulida, Lingulidae. The record is from RefSeq and is a predicted model, not a curated record.